Messenger RNA from Diaporthe citri, 1650 nucleotides. RefSeq lists its product as uncharacterized. Bases 1 to 1650 code for a protein of 549 amino acids. The transcript has 3 exons. The record is from RefSeq and is a predicted model, not a curated record. Lineage: Eukaryota; Fungi; Ascomycota; Sordariomycetes; Diaporthales; Diaporthaceae.
AUGGCGUCCACAAGUCUCGUUGAGCCGUAUUGGGCACGGCUAACAUCAAACGCGGAGAACUACGCUCAGCAAUGUUACUCUUCGAAGAGUAAACGCAUGCUCGACUGCACUUUGUUCGUGAAAGAUCACCUCCCAGGAUCUACAAAUCAGAAAGCUCGGUGUCCAUUCAAUCCCGAAAUCUGCCGAACUGAUACGACCAACUUGUAUCUGGAUAGCGGGCUUCUCGAUUCGGGUAAACAUUUUGGCUUGAACACGGCCCCAAGCGAGAGAACACUGUUCCGGAGUGUACUUCACUGCGCACCCCUGGUGACUGAAGGUUACACCAGCACAAGAAAUACAGCGGACGCGAACUAUACCAGGUAUCAUUACGGCUCUAUAGUUGCCGACGAAACAAGUGAAGACAUCACAUACGAAUACCUAAGCCGUGACUCUCAAUACGAGAGUGGGGAAGGUUUCGGACUUUACGGUGCUCUCAGAGGUUAUGGAAGCAACUUUGUUCUCGCAAAUAUCGGGUCCGUAGUGGAUAAGCACACAACGGACGUCAACAGGUCUGCAUUUGUCCCAAUACCGGAGUUGUUCCGAUCGGAUGGCGACCUCGAGAUCAUAUUUCUUGUUGGAAACGGCAUUCAGUUCUACGAGCAAACCGAAGAUGCAUGGUACCGCGUAACAGACCUCGGCAACGAGAUAUUCGACAAUACGUGGGAGGGGACCCGCACGUUAUAUUUGCCUGAGGAAGCUGCAUCGCCUCUUGCAUGUGUGCAGCAGUUCCAGUUCUGCAACACCGCACUCGCGCCGGAGAAACAAUGCGGACCGCUGGCCUCUUGGAACGAUGCCGUCGACGAAUCUGCGUCACUUUUCAACAUCACUGGUUCGAAUGAGGACGAAUACCUUACAACCGAUUCAGCAGCCAGUCAAUUCUUCUGGAUUGUCCUGCAGAUGAAUUAUGCGGCAAGCAAACUGCAGACGCUCCUGCAGACACUUGGACCAGAGUCGCUGGCGUCGAAAGCCAACUUGAUACAAGGGAUCAUGGGCCGUCUACCAUCCAAUCAAUGGCAGCUUGACGUGACGCAUUGGUGGUCUACAUACCUGGCGUCAGUACAAGCUGCUUUCGUUGAGACAGCCAUCGGGCCGUCUGAUCCGACGGGAGAGCUGGAUCAAUACAAAGAAGCCCCGUGGAACGACCACGUGCGGAAAUUAUGCAACAGCCAAAAAAUACUGAGCAGUAGCUAUACCUCGUUCAGCAUGUUUGGGCUCUGCUUCACGUACGCCAUGGGCAUCUUGUUAAUCGUCGCCUCGUACGCGGCUGAGCCCAUCUGUGCCUGCCUGUAUCGGCGCUUCAAAUUCAGGGAAUACGCACAUCUCGAGUGGACAACCAACGCGACCCUUCAUUUUCAGCGAAUGGCUUAUCAAGGAAUCGACUCUGGCGAAUGGACUGGGGAAAUGGACAGCAUACCCAUGACCAAAGCUGGUGAAAUGUUGGCGGAGUUGCCAAUGCGUGCCGCAGCCACCGUCCCCCACGACGUGUCCGAAAAAGGCACGACUGACCAGACUGGACGGAGUCGCGAGGAUAUUGAGCUUGAUAGCUUGAUUGGUGGUGAUGAUGGAGUAGUUGUUGUUUCGUCACCUAAUGAUUCGACGGGCAGGAACUGA